This is a messenger RNA of Aspergillus calidoustus, 2715 nucleotides long. The record is from the annotation of a GenBank genome assembly. NCBI's taxonomy places the organism in Eukaryota, Fungi, Ascomycota, Eurotiomycetes, Eurotiales, Aspergillaceae.
AUGGAUCAUGCCGAGCAGCAACCUACCGUGACCAGCGCGGAGACCCCUAUCCCGUCUUCUUCCCUGCUAGCAAGACGUCGCAAAAACGACCGCUCACGCUCCCAUUCUUCUGGCAGUCCGAAUCCUUCUAGCUCAUCGGUUGACCCUGCGUCUCCCGAAGUAAUUACCUCGUUGAUAUCCUCGCUUUCAGCCAUCUCCAUCCCGCUACAAUCGCACUUUGACUUGAACGUCCCACGUAUCGACUCCGAAACCAACCCAUCUUCGCCAGUAUAUUUUCCUCCCGAAAACCUUUCUGUUUCCGAUCAAUGCCCGCCGAGUGAUCAAGGGUUUGGCGUGACAUAUGGCGCGCAGAACUUAGAGGAGCCGCCACACAGCCCUUUCCUGCAUCCAGAUGAUGCGGCAGCCUCGCCAGUUAUUCGCAUGGCACGGGCGCCUCUAUCUCCGAAAUCUCCAAAGUCGUCAAAGUCCAAGCUCAACCCUGAACGACCUGCUUCUUCCGGGAGACCGGCCUCAAGGGGCUCAUUCGCUUCAAGCCAAGCGGCAUACGAGGACUCGACAUUUGGUACGAUAACGGCAGAACCUGGCCCUCAACGUCUUUCAACUGCGGCGAGCAUUCAUUCGACAAGCUCGAGAAAGAGUCUGAAGAGCUUAUUACGGAAACCGUCGCGCGAGUUUGCCAGCGAAAAGGACCGACAAAUCGAACGAUUACGGAAGACAAGUAGCUAUACAGACGGCCUGAGGCAUAACGUCCCUCGUAGUCGCGCUAGCUUGCGCUCUCUACAUUCAAUGGCCGACGUUGUGGAAGAAGGAAGGCCCAGCCAAUUUGGGACUGAAACUCCUAGGGAAUAUGCGAUAGGCACACCCACCGGAAAGGAGCGCUCCUCGCUCCAGAGCAAUCGCGAAAGUGCACCAAGCACACCUGGAGGCAUUGGAAGCGGAAGAAUCAUACCUGCUCGGGAGUCAUCCUUAAGGCACGGCUACUCCUCCAGUCCGAAGCAUCGGAAAACCGGCCGCCACAGCCGAUAUUCAUCUACUGCUAGUAGGGAGGCGAAAACAGACAGUGCCAUCUCCGGAGUCGGAAAUGAGCCGGAACAGGUGACCAAAAGAAUCCAAGAGCUAAAGGACCAGCAACAAAGGAUCAAGAGUGAAUUGGAAGCAGACAACACUCCGGAGCAGCCGACGAAACAGUCACCAACCGUGCAACGGCCACUGGACUCGAGCGAAGCUAUUGAUAGUAUCGUGCAGCAUGAAUUGACCAUUGAUGAAAGUGCUCCGUCUCCCGCAAUACUGACGGGGAGAAGCCGAUCGUUCCCACGACAUAGUCCUCAGCUGACUUCUUCGAGGCCUCCAAUUGUGUCAUCGCAGUCGUUUGCGGCGAGGCAGUCCUUUGAGCGUCGGGAGCCCUCAGAGAAGCUGCGAUACAGGCGUUCUGUGGAAUCUCAACCCGCAACUCGGCUCCAUAAACGAUCCACGUCCGGCGCAGUUUCCCUCAACCGCACUUCGGUUGUUGGCGAGGACCGUCCGUCAAGUGCAGACUCCAUUGAUCUUGCUGUUAUUGAAUAUGUAUGCUCACCGAAAUUAACUCAACGGGUACUUCACCCCACAAGUGGCCGCAUUAUAGCGUUUUCAGAAGUUGGAGAUCCCAAAGGCCAUGUUGUCCUGUGCUGCCUGGGCAUGGGAUUAACGAGGUAUCUCAUGGCUUUCUAUGAUGAGCUGGCGCGUUCUCUUGGCCUGCGACUUGUGACGUUGGAUCGGCCUGGAGUUGGAGAAAGUGGCCCUUAUGUGACUGAUGCUGGGACCCCUCUCAGCUGGCCUGAUGACGUUGCCAUUGUCUGUAAUCAUCUCAAAGUCACCAAAUUCUCUAUCUUGGCCCACUCUGCGGGUGCCAUUUAUGCAUUAGCUACGGCGCUGCGGAUACCUCAACACAUUCGCGGUCGUAUUCACCUAUUGGCACCGUGGAUCCCCCCUUCUCAGUUGUCCAAUAUUGGCUCUUACAAGACGCCUGUGCCUAGUAACGCCGUGCCUUACUCACAUAGGAUUCUCCGAGCCUUGCCGACCUCUUUUCUCAAGAUAGCCAACUCCAGCUUCAUGAGCGCCACGAGUGCAAGUCUUACGUCCAGUCUGCCAAAAUCUCCUCGGCGUAGCAAGCGUCGAGCUACCAUGAAAGACGGCUCUCACCCUAUAUCUCUUGAUGCUCAACAGUCUGAAAAGGUGGAUUUCAAGUCCGUGGAUAGCACAAAACUGGCCCGUGAUCUUCACAGGCUGAAUGACAGCAAGACCCAAGUCGUGACCAGCCAGACUACAGUUGACGCUCCAGAGCGUGAACGACAAACCGACUACGAUAAUCGUUUGACGCACAAGAUUUGGGAACUCGCCACAACGCACGCCAACCCCGCCGUGGACUUGCUGGUUUGUUUAGAGCGACAACAACAGAUCGGGUUCCGAUACGUCGACAUCACUCGGAAUGUUGUGAUACACCAUGGGAGUCGAGACACUCGUGUGCCGGUUGACAAUGUCCGGUGGCUAGGUCAAACCAUGCGGCGCUGCGAGGUCCGAGUCCUCGAGGGUGAAGGUCACGGGCUGAUGGCUUCUGCCACCGUGAUGGGCAAUGUUCUCAUGGAGAUUGCCAAGGAAUGGGAGGACUGGAUGACGGUGGUUCAAGGUAAACGCAGAGCGACUCUUGGAACGCGCUCAGGAGCCAUGAUUGCCGUUUAG